Messenger RNA from Plasmodium fragile, 2712 nucleotides. RefSeq lists its product as uncharacterized. NCBI's taxonomy places the organism in Eukaryota, Apicomplexa, Aconoidasida, Haemosporida, Plasmodiidae. The coding region runs from base 1 to 2712 and encodes 903 amino acids. The transcript has a single exon. The record is from RefSeq and is a predicted model, not a curated record.
AUGACUCUCUACAACAUCAUCAGGUGGGGUCGGCCUCACCGCUUCAUUCAUAGUGCGCGCCAUGUACAGAUAAACAAAAAAGGGCAGGUCAAGUUGGUUAAAGGGGCUACCCAGAGAGCUGCCAGGCAUUACGCUGCGAAAAGAAGUAGCCUCCAAGGGGUAACCAUAAAUAGGCCAAAUUUCAUCACACCUAGUGAGGACAGCACUCCCCAAGUGGGUCUCCCAAAUGAAGAAGAGAUAUGUCAAGGGGAAAACAAAAACACAUCGUCACCACAACUUAGCAGCAUAACAGUGAGAGAACUUCUAACAAUGAACAACGAAGACGCAGAAAUAAUGAACCAUAUAAUAAGCCAUUUAGAAAAUACAAAAAAGACUAAUGGCUCCUUCCUAGACUUCUUCACUCUAUCCACGCUACACAAAGAGGAGAUUGAAAAGGAGAAAAAAAUACUUUACCACAGCGACAAAAUUAAGGAGCAUCUGACAGAGUACCUCCACUUGGCCGUAAAAAACAAUCACUACCAUUAUCUCUUUAACAUUUUCGAGCUGACUUGCCUGUACAAAAUAGAAGACGUAGGAUUGCUCCGACAACUGGUUGAGGAGAUACUCAUGCACACAACCAAUGAGGAACAAAAAGUCAUUCACUGCUACUGGAUCGUAAAACAUUUAACUCGAAAAAAAAAACAUGAUCAACAUAUUGCUGUGUUGCUACAGAAGUACCUUUUCAACGAUUCAUUUUUUAACUUCCUCCAAAGAAACGCAUGCAUCAACACCAGCUUUGUAACUCUCCUAAGUUAUGUGUCUGACUCAAUUGGGUACUACCCAAACGGGUCUGUCCUACCCGCACUCCACUGCACCAUGAGAAAGUACGCUGUCUAUUUUAACGGCAAAUUGGAAAAGGAGAUAGAACCAAAAAUGGUGAACAAUGUAGAGGAGCUAGCCAAAAUGCAGGAAAUUUUUGUAAAAAACGGGUUCUACGAUAAUGACUUCAAUUUGUUAAUUAAACGUCUUGUACUCACUUCCACUUCGUAUGUCAACCCGUUCGACUUACUCAUACUCUCCUCCAAUGUGCUUCUUAACUUUGUAAAGAAUGACCACCUGCUUCUCCAUCCUGGUGACCAGCAGGGGGGAGCGACACCACUGGAAGGACACGUCCCCCCCACAGAGGAAAAUUUCGCCAAACGGUACAGAAAUUUCUUAUCCACAAAAAACAUGAUAGAUGUGGUCAUCAGAACGAACGACCCCUACAUCGCCAACACGUGUAACGACCUGGCGUACAUCCAGAGGUACCUCCUCCUCUGCUCCUACUGCCACUUCACUUUAUUUUCUAACUGGUGGGCCGACACUGUAAUUUGCGAUAAGCUAAAAAAGAAAAGAAAACCGCAUAAGGCAGUCGUACGAUCUAGAGUGCCAUACAAAAGUCACCUUACCGACCAGGUGUCUCACUUACUUGCUGUACUUCUGCAAAGGUAUGGAGGUUAUGGCAGUGAGGACGGAGAAGUAGACCCGUAUGUAGCCGCUGAUGCAGUACAAAGCAGGCCAGCCGCGAACCCCCCAGGAGACCCCAUAUGCAAAUACCUACCCUACCUGCUCAAAUCAUUCAUGCGGGUGGCCAUAAACAAACACGAGAUGAUACACAACCAAUCAUUCAUUCCAUUUUUCGAAGAAAUAUUUCUCGACAUAGUUGAUGCGUUCGUUGAAAAAUAUAAUGAAAGCAAAAGGGGGAGCAACGUGCAUUCAAACACUCAGGGCAGUCACGCACACAACGCAAGUGAAACAGUGACAAGGGAGUGUGCUGCCCACCCAGGGGAUUAUGUAAAAAGGGAAGAGAGUAAUAACCUCCUUCCAUCCUCUAAUCAUGGAACACUAUACACGAAUGAAGAAUUAAGUCUGUAUGAUCUGAGCUCCAUAUGUGAGUGUUUCUUUCUGGUGAAACUAAUGCAAGGGGGAAGUGUCUCUGCAAGACGUAAAAUGCGCACACGAAAUGGGCUGUCCCUCCUCCAUGCAUCAUCCAAUGGGAUGGAAAACCAGAGUAACUGCCCUGUGGACAAAUCUCUAGAAGCGUUCGAAAAAACACUGUACAUAUUUCUGCAAAGGCUACCCUCUUCAAGCGAACUGCAUCUAAGUGGUCAGCACGUCCAUCUCAUGCACAAACAAGACAUACUUGAAGAAUUGGUAAAUAAAAUAAGAUCCUGCGCAGAACCCAUUUUUCUAUACUACUUAAUGUUAAGAACAAUAUUACCGAUUCUAUUUUCUGACACCCGUCAGGAGUGUUUAGAUGUGACCAAAAAGAUCAUUUCGUGCAUCCUCUCUUUACCCUUUCGAACAAGCAUCCUUGUGACAACGUUAUCACCUGCAAAGGAAAGUGAAUCAACACAAAAACAGCUCCAUCACAUUUUAAAGAAACUCACUCAGUGGGAAAAUUGUGUUAUAUCCACAAAUAGCCAAAGGAGAAUUAGAGUACAAACAAAACAGAGGGGUCUUCCAUUUGAUUUUGUUUACGCUGGUGAAUUUCUGCGACCCUCUUCUAUUUUUUUGCUUUGCCUUAAUGAGAUGCUGAAAUGGGAAGAAGUGUACCUACCCUUUGUGCAAGAAGUUUUUAUAUCUGAUCAUGCCUCCGAAGGGAAUAAGGAAAGCUUUGCGGAGGUCGUACGGGAGGUACGCGACUCGCUCAAUUUUAGUGUUCCUAGGUUCUUAAGGGAAAGGCGAACUUAG